Anopheles marshallii is the source of this 2493-nucleotide messenger RNA. RefSeq names its product ribonuclease Z, mitochondrial (gene RNaseZ). The transcript has 6 exons. Gene Ontology annotation, biological process: mitochondrial tRNA 3'-end processing. Gene Ontology annotation, cellular component: mitochondrion. The record is from RefSeq and is a predicted model, not a curated record. Lineage: Eukaryota; Metazoa; Arthropoda; Insecta; Diptera; Culicidae. The coding region runs from base 1 to 2493 and encodes 830 amino acids. Gene Ontology annotation, molecular function: 3'-tRNA processing endoribonuclease activity.
AUGUAUACAGUUACCGGAUUGGUGAAGUCGAAUGUAGCUAGAUCGAUAGUGCCUAAACGUUGGAAUUCCAUCAAUAAGAAAUUGCACAAAGUGCUAAGUAAAAUGCCACUAGAUCCUAAACACAUUGCCGAAGCCCAGAAGCAGCGAUUGAAGUUGAAGCAAAAAGUAUCGAAAGUAUCGCCCGGCAUUGUAAACCUUCAGGUGCUAGGAUGUGGCGCACCGGGAACGCCGGCAUCGGUAUACCUAUUCACGGAUCAAACUCGCUAUCUUUUUAACUGUGGCGAGGGUACGCAAAGGUUAGCGUACGAGCACAAAACGAAGCUGUCCUGCUUGGAGAACAUUUUCAUGACCCGUACUAACUGGGAGCGGAUCGGUGGCCUGCCGGGAAUAUGUUUGACAAUGCAAGACGUCGGCGUGCCGGCUGUAUCGCUCCAUGGGCCACCCGGUUUGGAUGAGUUGUUCAAAGCGAUGCGUCGGUUCGUCAUACUAAAGGACAUGAAAGUGGAAGCCUCCGAAUAUGCUACCGGAGACGUGUACGAAGACCACGUUAUGACUCUUCAAUACAUUGUAAUCAAUCGCGAAACGAGCGAAUUGAAAGCGGCCGAAUCUGAUGAAGAGCCAGCCCAGGAGGAGGCUCCCGUAGAUGAUACGGAUUAUUACGCGUACGAGAGAAAAAAGGAAACUGCCCAGCAGCCACAACAGGAUAGCGCUAAAAACAUUCGAACGAUGGACUGGACAAAACGCGAGGAAAGUUCCGUAAUGGCAUACAUUUGCAAACUGAAACCACGCCACGGACAACUGUCUUUGGAAAAAUGCGUUGAACAGGGCGUUCCGCCCGGUCCAUUGCUUGGACAGCUAAAGAAUGGCAACGAUGUUACCUUACCCGACGGACGUGUUGUUAAAUCCGUUGACGUUCGAGCUCCAGACGAUCCUGGACCCGUAUUUAUGUUCAUUGACAUUCCCUGUCGAGAGUAUUUGAAAGAUUUCUUGGCAAAGGGUGAUUUGUUUGCGAAAUAUCAGCAACAAGCGACGGAGGAAGCGGAUCAGGCAAUUUUCGUUAUACAUUUUAGCCCACUCGAUGUGAUGCACUGUGAAGAAUAUCGGCAGUUUAUGGAUCAAUUCUCUGCCAGCACCAGGCACAUUGCAUUGAACGAGGUGAAUAGUUUUUCCGGUUAUAUUGCAGCUCACCGGAUUCAAUACCAUUUGAAUCAGUUAGAUGAACAAAUAUUCCCACUGCUACGAGAAGAGAACAAUGAGUAUGAAGUUCUUCCAGCGACUGAUAGCGAUCUGGUACGAUCGUCAUCUUUAAGUUACAUGCACAUUCGGCCACCCAAAGGGAUCGACAGGACACAAGAAGCAUUGAUCAAUCCAGCCGAGUACCUGAGUGAAUUAGAAUUGCUACCAGACUUUAAAGAAGCUCUAGGCGAAUUAAAGCAUCAACUGGUACAGCAUAACAAGCGACGAACGGCGUCGGUCAGAGCACAACAAUAUCCACGCAUGAUCUUCCUCGGUACCGGGUCAUCGAUACCAAACAAAACGCGAAACGUUAGCGCAAUUUUGAUCUUAACUAGUAACCAAUCCUCUAUUCUGUUGGACUGUGGUGAAGGAACUGUUGGUCAGAUAUGGCGAUUUUUCGGCAAAAGCCACGCUGAAACCGUCUUGCGAUCGAUAAAGGCGGUCUAUAUUUCGCAUCUGCAUGCCGACCACCAUCUGGGACUAAUUGGUUUAUUGCAAGCACGUAAUAAGUUGUUCGGCAAUAGCUGUGAACGUUUGACACUGCUUGCACCGGAACAAAUUUCCUACUGGCUUCGGUUGUACGAUUGUCGCUUCGAAGCCAUUCACAAAGACUAUAGGCUCGUGAAGAAUGCGGAUCUGCUAGAGAAUUCCUUCAAAGAUGAAAAAUUGCUGGAGAUGGGUAUUAAAGAAAUCGCUACCUGUCGUGUCCGACACUGUCCACACUCGUUCGGAGUUGCCUUAAAAGUGGUAUCGGCUGGAACCCAUCCGGAAACCAACAUAGAAGGGGAUGUAAAAAUCACCUACAGCGGUGAUACCAUGCCUUGCGAAAGUCUGAUCGCGCUGGGCCGUGAUUCGACCGUUCUCAUCCACGAGGCAACCAUGGAGGACGAGUUGGCAGCGGAGGCACGCAUCAAAAUGCACAGCACUCUCUCGCAGGCGAUCGAUCAGGGACGGAAAAUGAAUGCCCGUUACACACUACUAACGCACUUCAGCCAGCGGUACGCUAAAAUUCCGCGCCUUCGACCCGAACAGCAACAGUCGGGACUCGGAACCGAUUUAGGAAUAGCGUUUGACAACAUGGAGGUAACGCUGGACGAUUUACCUACACUGUGUAAGUUUUACCCGGCACUGAAAGCGAUGUUUAUAAGCCACUUUGAGGAAAUGGAACAGAAAGCGAUAAAACGAGGUAACAAAAAGUUACGUCUAGAGUCGGUAAAAAAUAGCACCAUAGGCAGCGCUUGUUCUCCAACGCGUUAA